GAUUCUAUUGGUUUUCUCGCGUGGUAUCUAACAGAAAAUGAAAAAAGUUUACCAUUUGGUACAAUGCCUAGUUGGGCAUUAGAACACAGUUACGGAAUGUGCUUAGCUUUCCAAAUUAUAGUUUACUUUUUUCUAGGGAUAGAUGAUGUUAUGCUGGUUGCCAUGAAAUGGUGCGUCUUGUUGCACUUACGAAUACAUUUUAAGUACUUGAACAUUACUAUCAAAGAAGCCACAACAAUUCAAAAAGAGGAAGUUUUUGAUGUCAAUGAAUCAGAGUUGUAUUCCAGUAACACUGCAGCACGGUUUCCUUUAGACGAGUACGUUAGAGGUGUUAUAUCGAGAUACAAUCGCCUAACUUUAAUUGCUAAUGAAGCGGAUAGAGCAUUUAAUAAGGGCGCUCUAAGUCAUUUUAUUAAUAUAUCGAUUUUAGUUUGCUUUAUUCUGUUCCGUAUGUCAAAUAUACCUAUAUUCACCAUGGAGUUUUUGAAACUAUUUUGGUAUCUACUCACAAUGUUAUCAAUAAUAUUCCUAGAUAGCUACUUGUGCAGUCUGGUUGUUGAAGAAAGUGAAGCGCUGGUGUAUUCUUGCUACGAAACUGAUUUUGUUGAUAGAGAUCGAAAAUUUCAAAAAGCUUUGGUAUUACUGAUGACUAGAGCACAAAAACCUGUAAUUUUUACAAUUGGAAAUUUUGCACCCCUUUCCAUGGAAACAGUUAUUAUUGUUCUAAAGGCUUCAGUGUCAUACUUUAUGCUAUUGCGCAACGUUAGAGGUGAAACUUCAUAAGAAAUUAAAAAAAAUUGGGCACAUUUCUCUCUGAGAAUAGAAGAACUUUACGUUUUAUAAGGAGAUUUCAUUUUAGGAAAUUAAUGAGAUUCCAGUUUUGCACAUCGACCCACUAACAUACCAAGUACUGUCAACAUAGUGUUAUACCACAACGUGAUUGGUUAUCUUGAAAGGAACACUAUUUUAAUCCACUUCUACAAUACUAUCUGU
Molecule: messenger RNA, 993 nt
Organism: Photinus pyralis (common eastern firefly)
Lineage: Eukaryota; Metazoa; Arthropoda; Insecta; Coleoptera; Lampyridae
Product: putative odorant receptor 85d
Exons: 3
Coding region: 64-783 (239 amino acids)
Biological process (GO): sensory perception of smell; detection of chemical stimulus involved in sensory perception of smell
Cellular component (GO): plasma membrane
Molecular function (GO): odorant binding; olfactory receptor activity
Source: RefSeq, a predicted model, not a curated record